GGAAAACGGACUGCUUUCCCUUCGGCGAUCAUAUCUCUGCUCCUCCAACUCCGCCCGCGCUAUGCGCGGCGGCAACCGCAGCAUCACUCGGAGUCCAAACCCGGCGCUUUUAGGACCGCGAAGAAAGCAACGGGACACCUAGGGGGAACGGCUGGGCGCGACCACGUUCUCCAGCAGGGUGAGGCGGGCUGUAUUAAAAGCCGACCUUCUCCGAAGUUCUCCUUGUCUUCCGCUUUGUGCGCAGACACUUCCUCUCUCGUCUCCCUCCCUCUUGCCGAGGGUCGAAUGGUAGUUCCCAGCCUAGGACUGACUAUCAGCCAAAUGAAGUAGCGCUUGCAAGCUGCUACCCAAGGUAUCCUCCAGAGCGGCUGCAAAGGGAGGAGGUAGCAGCUGUCGCCGCCGCCGCCGCCGCCGCCGCCUAUCCAAGCCGGUCGCCGCUACUGCUGGGCGUGCGGCUCCGGCUCUUGCCCACCCGAACUCUUUGGAAAGAGACUGUGUGGGGCGCGGCGCGCCCCGCAGCCCGCCUCCCCGCCGGGACAAAGCCAUGAAGCAGGCGCUCCUGGAAGUAAUGAGGAUGAACAGGAUUUGUAGGAUGGUUCUGGUCACUUGCCUGGGAUCUUUCGCCCUGGUCAUCUUCUAUUUCCAAAGUAUGUUGCAUCCAGUAAUACGUAGGAAUCCAUUUGGGAUGGACAUCUGUUGCCGGAAGGGGUCACAAAGUCCACUGCAGGAGCUCUACAAUCCGACCCAGUUGGAACUAUCCAGCACAGCCAUUCUUCAUCAGAUUCGGAGGGAUCAAGUGACAGAUACAUGCCGAGCCAAUAGCAUGUCCAGCAGAAAGCGCCGUGUGCUGACACCCAAUGACCUCAAACAUUUGGUGGUUGAUGAGGAUCAUGAAUUGAUUUAUUGCUAUGUACCCAAAGUGGCCUGUACCAACUGGAAGAGAGUCAUGAUGGUCUUGACUGGGAGGGGCAAAUACAGUGAUCCAAUGGAGAUACCAGCCAACAAAGCCCACAUCUCAUCCAAUUUGAAGACACUCAACCAGUACAGCAUCCCAGAGAUCAACCAUCGCUUGAAAAACUACAUGAAAUUCCUGUUUGUCCGUGAGCCUUUUGAGAGACUGGUUUCAGCCUAUAGAAACAAAUUCACCCAGAAAUACAACACCUCCUUUCACAAGAGAUACGGUACCAAAAUUGUGAAACGCCAAAGGAAAAAUGCAACCCAAGAGGCCCUGCAUAAAGGUGAUGAUGUGAAAUUUGAGGAGUUUGUGGCUUAUCUCAUAGACCCGCACACCCAAAGAGAAGAACCCUUCAAUGAACACUGGCAAACUGUCUACUCGCUGUGCCAUCCUUGCCACAUCCAUUAUGACCUCAUAGGGAAAUACGAGACACUUGAAGAGGAUUCCAACUAUGUUCUUCAGCUUGCAGGAGUAGGAAACUAUCUCAAGUUCCCCACCUAUGCAAAGUCUACAAGAACUACUGAUGAAAUGACCACAGAGUUCUUCCAGAACAUCAGCGCAGAGCAUCAAACACAGCUGUAUGAAGUCUACAAACUUGAUUUUUUAAUGUUCAAUUACUCAGUGCCAAGCUAUCUGAAGUUGGAAUGAGGAGUGGAGAGAAAGAAAGAGAAAUAUGAAACCUAUUUUAUUUAAGAUUUUUAUUUGUCACAAUUGCUUAUGAAGAAUGGGGUUAUUUUGUAAGUUAAUUUUUUUUUUGAAUGAUGCUGCGAGCAGCACAGUUGGAAAUGUAUUAUUUAAAUUGUCAGUAAGAAAGGACAGCUCUGUUUGAAGGGUAAGAAAAUGGUGGUGACUGUAGCUCUAGGGGUGACUAGUAAGUGCUACGCCAUGUGGGGAAGAAAAGUGUUGUUUGUAUCCUGAUGAAUUUCUUUUCUUUUGCAUUCUUCUUCAAUCCUAGCCUUCAUGUUAUUUAUGCUUAUUUAAGAACACAAUAGAUUCCUUGUUAGAAGCUGAAAUAUGACACUGUAUGGACAAAGAAAAA
Molecule: messenger RNA, 1994 nt
Organism: Varanus komodoensis (Komodo dragon)
Lineage: Eukaryota; Metazoa; Chordata; Lepidosauria; Squamata; Varanidae
Gene: CHST11
Product: carbohydrate sulfotransferase 11
Exons: 3
Coding region: 545-1603 (352 amino acids)
Biological process (GO): proteoglycan biosynthetic process; carbohydrate biosynthetic process
Cellular component (GO): membrane
Molecular function (GO): sulfotransferase activity
Source: RefSeq, a predicted model, not a curated record